CCCCCUCGCCGCGUCGCCGGUGCCUGCGCCGCCCGCCUCUCCUCUUUUUUUCCUGUCCCGGCGGAGGCCCGGGCGGCCAGCGCGAGCAGCGGGGACCAUGUUCCGACGCAAGCUCACGGCCCUGGACUACCACAACCCCGCAGGCUUCAACUGCAAAGAUGAAACCGAAUUUAGAAACUUUAUUGUUUGGCUGGAAGACCAGAAAAUCAGACACUACAAGAUUGAAGACAGAGGUAACUUGAGAAACAUCCACAGCAGUGACUGGCCCAAGUUCUUUGAGAAGUAUCUCAAAGAUGUAAACUGUCCUUUCAAGAUUCAGGAGCGGCAAGAAGCAAUUGACUGGCUUCUCGGUUUAGCUGUUAGACUUGAAUAUGGAGAUAAUGCUGAAAAAUACAAGGACUUAGUUCCUGAUAACCAGAAAAAUACUGACAACGCAGCAAAAAAUGCUGAGCCAUUGAUCAACCUGGACGUAAAUAAUCCAGAUUUUAAGGCUGGUGUCAUGGCUCUGGCUAACCUCCUUCAGAUUCAGCGUCAUGACGAUUACUUGGUAAUGCUUAAGGCAAUUCGAAUUUUGGUUCAGGAGCGUCUGACACAGGAUGCAGUUGCUAAAGCCAAUCAGACAAAAGAGGGCUUACCUGUUGCUUUAGAUAAACACAUUCUUGGCUUUGACACAGGAGAUGCAGUUCUUAACGAAGCUGCUCAGAUCUUGCGGUUGCUGCACAUAGAAGAGCUCAGAGAGCUACAGACGAAAAUUAAUGAAGCCAUAGUAGCCGUUCAGGCAAUCAUUGCUGACCCAAAGACAGACCACAGACUGGGGAAGGUUGGAAGAUGAGCACAUCAGGAUUUAGCUUCUCGCCUGCUCAGUGUGCUGCGAAGAACCGUGUACACCGGCAUGUGCUUGGAAAUCAGAUGUCACAUUUCAAGGAGGAGUCCCAGGAGAUUGACCGUGUUCUAGAGAUCUACCACCACUGCUUUUUUUCUUUAAUAAAGUUGGGGAAAGAAAGUAAAAA
Molecule: messenger RNA, 1010 nt
Organism: Mesocricetus auratus (golden hamster)
Lineage: Eukaryota; Metazoa; Chordata; Mammalia; Rodentia; Cricetidae
Gene: Rtraf
Product: RNA transcription, translation and transport factor
Exons: 8
Coding region: 98-832 (244 amino acids)
Biological process (GO): tRNA splicing, via endonucleolytic cleavage and ligation
Cellular component (GO): tRNA-splicing ligase complex
Molecular function (GO): RNA binding
Source: RefSeq, a predicted model, not a curated record